Molecule: messenger RNA, 225 nt
Organism: Vicia villosa (hairy vetch)
Lineage: Eukaryota; Viridiplantae; Streptophyta; Magnoliopsida; Fabales; Fabaceae
Product: dolichyl-diphosphooligosaccharide--protein glycosyltransferase subunit 4A-like
Exons: 1
Coding region: 23-139 (38 amino acids)
Source: RefSeq, a predicted model, not a curated record
UUCAUGUUCAGGAAAACAAAAAAUGAUGAUUGAUGAUGCAGCCUUGGGAUUCAUUGCCAACUCUCUUGGCAUUUUCGUCUUUGCUUUGAUUAUAGCAUAUCAUUUGGUCAUAGCCGAUCCCAAAUAUGAACCCAAUUAGAUACUAUCAUUAUUAUUUUCUGUCGUGUAUUCGAUACACAAUUAUGUUGGAUUCGGUAAUUUUGAUCGAUCUGUUUAUUCAGUUUG